Molecule: messenger RNA, 4079 nt
Organism: Phyllostomus discolor (pale spear-nosed bat)
Lineage: Eukaryota; Metazoa; Chordata; Mammalia; Chiroptera; Phyllostomidae
Gene: MAPRE2
Product: microtubule associated protein RP/EB family member 2
Exons: 7
Coding region: 197-1177 (326 amino acids)
Biological process (GO): regulation of microtubule polymerization or depolymerization; protein localization to microtubule plus-end; spindle assembly
Cellular component (GO): spindle midzone; cytoplasmic microtubule; microtubule plus-end
Molecular function (GO): microtubule plus-end binding
Source: RefSeq, a predicted model, not a curated record
GCUGCUGCCGGCGCUUUGACGUCAGCAGCUAGGAGGGCGGGACUCAGGAGGGCGGGGCGGGAGCCUGCGCUGGGAGAAGGGAGCUUACGAGCAGGCGAGGUCUGCGUGAGGAGCAGGCGAGCGGGAAGGCAAGACGCAGCCACCUUCCUCACCAGCCAGCCCACAGCGGUUUGUUCCCUACCUCGGGAGUGCGCCAAUGCCUGGUCCGACCCAAACCCUGUCCCCAAAUGGCGAGAACAACAACGAUAUCAUCCAGGAUAACGGGACCAUCAUUCCUUUCCGGAAGCACACCGUGCGCGGGGAGCGUUCCUACAGUUGGGGAAUGGCGGUCAAUGUGUAUUCUACCUCGAUAACCCAAGAGACUAUGAGCAGACAUGACAUCAUCGCAUGGGUUAAUGACAUAGUAUCUUUAAACUACACAAAAGUGGAACAGCUUUGUUCAGGAGCGGCCUACUGCCAGUUCAUGGACAUGCUCUUUCCAGGCUGCAUUAGUUUGAAGAAAGUAAAAUUUCAAGCGAAGUUGGAGCAUGAGUAUAUUCACAACUUUAAACUUCUGCAAGCAUCGUUUAAGCGAAUGAAUGUUGAUAAGGUAAUUCCAGUGGAGAAGCUAGUGAAAGGGCGUUUCCAGGACAACCUGGAUUUCAUCCAGUGGUUUAAGAAGUUCUAUGAUGCUAACUACGAUGGGAAGGAGUAUGAUCCUGUCGAAGCACGACAAGGGCAAGAUGCAAUUCCUCCCCCUGACCCUGGCGAACAGAUCUUCAACCUGCCAAAAAAGUCUCACCAUGCAAACUCGCCCACAGCAGGUGCAGCUAAAUCAAGCCCAGCAGCUAAACCAGGAUCCACACCUUCUCGUCCCUCAUCAGCCAAAAGGGCUUCAUCCAGCGGUUCAGCAUCCAAAUCUGAUAAAGAUUUGGAAACACAGGUCAUACAGCUUAAUGAACAGGUACAUUCGUUAAAACUUGCUCUCGAGGGCGUGGAGAAGGAACGGGAUUUCUACUUCGGGAAGUUGAGAGAGAUCGAGCUGCUCUGCCAAGAGCAGGGGCAGGAGAACGAUGACCUCGUGCAGCGGCUCAUGGAAGUCCUCUAUGCCUCAGACGAGCACGAGGGCCACCCGGAAGAGCCGGAAGCCGAGGAGCAAGUGCACGAACAGCAGCCCCAGCAGCAAGAAGAGUACUGACCCGCCCUGGCAGCUCUUGACACUUCCGUUUUGCGUGGGAACUUUUCUUCUGGAGAAUCAGAACACGUGUGGCCUCAAGCUCAACAGAAACCAGUUGUUCCCAGUCUGCCGGUAACAUCAACGCACUGUCGCAUACAUACGCCAGCCACUGCACUCGGUCCCAUUUCCUUUGCCAAGACACUUAGCAGUUGGCCUUUUGGUGGCCUACCUGAGAGAUCAUGGGGUCACAUACCUUCAACUUCACCACUUGGCUGCGUGAAAUUGGUUCUGCUCUUCUCGUUUCUUUCCAGAGCAACUCUCCCCACCCCACUACCACCACCAACACCCCCUUUUUAAUCCUGGUGUGAAACAAUGGUAAUUUGAUAUAUGGUAUUUAUAUUGGCAUUUCUCAACCCAGUGUCACUAGAUGUCACAUACAUUUGUGGUGCUUUGAUGUUUGCAAGUCUAACCUUUUGAACAUAAAUUUGGUAAAAUAAUAAAUUGGAACAAAGGGAAAGAGAUACUUGAUAUGAAAGCCAUAAUGACAGUGACUUGUUGUAUAGGGGAAAACACAGAGUCAGUUUCUGCCUCUGCUCACAACGUAAAGGGAAAAAGAGAGUGGCAUCAGAACUAGGGCGCCAGGGCCCGGCAGUGUGCACACAUCAGCAUGUCAGACAGCCACACAGCGUGUCGUUGGUGUUUUCCUUGAGUGAACGUCUUCAGAAACUAUCUCGACUCGGCCCUCUAACUGCUUGUCCCCCCCACCCGCACCCAGGUUCUCAUGCUGUUUUCUUUCUCAGGGUCCUCCUUGGUGGGCAGCCCCUCUCCCCAAGAAGCUGUCAUCAGUUGCCUGCAGUCCAGAGGGGUCUGCGUAGGUCCAGGUCCCCUGCCUCCAGGGUGGGUUUCUGCGCCAGUCCCGCCACCACUCUGGGCAGCUCCACCUGGAACGACUGCAGGGGCGCAGCGAGGGGUGGGGCCCGCAGUGAGCCGCACGCCUGCUGGGAGGGACGGCCUGAUGGGCAGGAGGCUAAUUCCAAGGAGGCAUUGUGGUCCUGAGGUCUAGUGUUGACACUGGAAUGACAGCACAGAAUAUUCUAUGACCCUGAGUACCUUCUGGAAUAAAGCAUUUCCCCUCCUCAGUACGGCAGCCCUCCAUGUCAUCGACCUUUGCUAAGCCGUGGCAGUUCAUAAACCAAGGAUACAUGGAUGGAUUAAAAGCAUUCCUUUUUUUUUCUUAAAUGAGAUUUGCACAUUUGCUUAGUAUCUUUCCAAAUCUUUCCCUCUUUAUUCUUUUUCCCCCCUGUGACAGAUGGUAUCCCUUCCCGGAGCAUUCACUUCACUUGGUGUCUAACUUUAGAUUCACCUUCCACUUGUUAUUUGACUCAGCAGGUGCAACAAAAACAAAGAAGUGUGCCCACCCCACUUUCCUCUCACCUGAAAAGCUUAAAAUAAAUUUCUGAAUUAUGUAUCAUAAAGCUUUGACAUUUCUUUAUUAAUUGAUGAAAUACUAAAUCUAAACCCUCACACUGAAGCUUUCCACCAAAAGAAGUCUUCUCAAAAUAAAUCUUUUGCAACAAAGUGGUAUUUAUUGAGUUACAUGUGAAAAAGAUGACUCGUGAUUACAACACACUGGGCAGGACUGGACAGCUCUUCCGUGGAGUGUGGUUUCCCUUCCCUCUCUCUCCUGCUCGCUCUGUGCUGCGGCGGCAGCUCCCUUCUCGUGGGCUGGAAAGCCCACUCUCAGCAGUGACCUCCCGGCCCCUGGUUGCAGGUGGCGGUUGGGCUCUACGCAGCAUCCUGCUGAGUGGUAUAUUCCCCCAAACCUCUUGCACUCACUGAGUUUCCAUGUUUUAAAUCGCUUUUAUAAAGAGGCGCCAUGAAGAUUAUAGGUCAGUGGUUUCUACUCAGUUUCGUGCCUGCCCCAGCCGGCUGAGGAAAACCCAGUGCUGGGUGCUCGUGUUUACGAUACAGUUACAUAAGCCUCACCGCACCACUGACACCCACUCCGCUCUCCCUAAAUCCCCAGCCUCCUCAGCUGUAAACACACUGGCCAGAUAGUUCGAAAAGAUAACGUCCCCCAGUCGUCAUACUUCAUUCCCCUGCCCAGGUCUUGGAGCAUGCUAUUCGUUCGAUUAGAAAAGAGCUAUAGAUGCCGCUCUCUGUCCGAGUCUGAAACACCUGCCACUGUGUUGCUUCACACGGGACCGCACUGAGACCUCGGGAGACAUGUACCAGCACCCCAGCUCCUGUGCAGGCCGCGUCUCACUUGCCAGACCUGCCCCUUUCUCCCCAGUGGCGGUACCCCAUUACCCCCCCACCUCAGCAUCUGGGGCUCGCCUUCCUCCACGGCCGGUCAUGCAUCACCAUGCUGGGCGAUGGGCGACCCGUGGUGUGUGCCCUGCCCCUCCCUCUCAGAAGCCGACUUCACUCUUAGCGUCCCCUCACACCUGCUGUGGCGGGCACAGCGCCCACCACUCGUGUCAGAUAGGAAGUGAUGGGAGCAGGGGCAGAGGGAGCCUGUCUUCUAAGCAGAAAAGCAGGAAAAGACAAACAUCCUGUUGACCUGAGAGAAGUAAACUCCAGGAGGGAACCGAGAAUAACUCCCUUCCCUGGUGAGUAUCUAUCUCCAUUAUUCCGUUAAGGUUUAAUAUGCAUUCAAAUUACUUUUACUAAAUAGUACACCAUAAAGCUUUUGUUAUAUAUUACUUGUAAACUGAAAGGAAUGUAAACAUAUGUAUUGUUAAUUAUAAAUAUAGAUAAGUAAUGACAUAGAUGAAAAGGUCUUAUUCAGAUGUAUCACAUUCAUUUUACAUUACCCACCAAUUGUCGCAUGAUAGAAUAGCUUUUUGUCUCUGAAUAUGUGAAUAACUUGACUUGCGGUUAUCUUUUUACAUAUUUAAUAAAAAAAAAGUAUAUGUUAAAA